AUGGAUUCAGAUACAAGCCGCAUGUCAAGCAGACCCUCCUCUCCAGAAGUGGACGACGUCUUUAUGUCCACUCUAAAGAAGUCAGUGCACGGCUUUUCUGGCGCCGUGUCCUCCACGCAAAGCGACUCGCCAUCAGAGAAAAAUGGCCUGCGUGGCCCACUGAUUUCAGACGAAGAGUCCCUCGCCCUCCGGAUGGCAUCUAAGAAAGACCGUAAAUUGCUUUCAGAGAAUGAGCUUCAGUCGAUCCGCCUAAAGAUCAACAGCCGCGAGAGAAAGAGGAUGCACGAUCUCAACGUGGCCAUGGAUGGGCUGCGAGAGGUCAUGCCCUAUGCACACGGACCUUCUGUGCGUAAACUCUCCAAAAUUGCCACCUUGCUGCUGGCAAGAAACUACAUCCUGAUGCUCAGUAACUCGCUGGAAGAGAUGAAGCGGCUGGUGAGUGAAAUAUACGGGAGCAGCGGACACCACACAGGCUUCCACCCGUCGGCUUGUGGGACUAUGACGCAUGCGGGACCCGUGCCGGGACACCCGGCGGCUUCCCACGCGCCGCAUCCAGCGGUGCACCACACCCUCCUCCCGCCGUCCGCGGUGUCCACCGCCUCCCUUUCCGCGCCCGGAAUCUCCGCGGUCACUUCGGUCCGGCCCCACCAUGGACUUCUGAAAGCGCCCGCCGCCAGCGCAGGCGCCCUGGGCAGCAGUUUCCAGCACUGGGGCGUCGGCACCGGGCUACCUUGUCCGUGCAGCAUGUGCCAAGUCCCGCCCCCACAUGUGUCCAGUAUAAACACCGUCACCAUGCCGAGGUUGGCCGGCGACUCCAAGUGA
Messenger RNA from Menidia menidia (Atlantic silverside), 822 nucleotides. The record is from the annotation of a GenBank genome assembly. NCBI's taxonomy places the organism in Eukaryota, Metazoa, Chordata, Actinopteri, Atheriniformes, Atherinopsidae.